This is a messenger RNA of Pseudozyma flocculosa PF-1, 978 nucleotides long. RefSeq lists its product as uncharacterized. Gene Ontology annotation, molecular function: oxidoreductase activity. Lineage: Eukaryota; Fungi; Basidiomycota; Ustilaginomycetes; Ustilaginales; Ustilaginaceae. The record is from RefSeq and is a predicted model, not a curated record. The coding region runs from base 1 to 978 and encodes 325 amino acids. The transcript is spliced from 3 exons.
AUGGUCCUGCCCGAGCAAUUCGCCUUCGUCGCAUCCAUCCUCGUCACCUUCUGCCUCUGCCUCGUCGCCAAGAGCUACCUCGCCCGCUCCGUCUUUCCCCACUUUGAACUCCUCCAAGACCUCGACAGGGCCACCGACUUCAUGGAGAUCAACGUCGUAGUCGCUUUUCUCGUCGGGCUCGUCCUGUCGGUGGGCGCGCUGCUCUACUUUGACUCGGGCAAGGCCAAGCCCGUGCUCAACCCGACUGAGUGGCAGAAGUUCCACCUGAUGGAAAAGAAGCAGCUCUCGUCCAACACGGCCAAGUACCGCUUCCGCCUGCCCAAGCAGAACUCGAUCCUCGGCCUGCCCAUCGGGCAGCACAUUUCGGUCCAGGCCGACAUCAACGGCAAGACCGUCAUGCGCUCCUACACGCCCACCUCGUCCGACGACGACAAGGGCUUCUUUGACCUCGUCGUCAAGUCGUACGAGCAGGGCAACGUCUCCAAGUACAUGGCCGCCAUGAAGAUCGGCGACGUCCUCUCGGUCAAGGGCCCCAAGGGCCAGAUGCGCUACUCGCCCGGCCUCGCCCGCCACCUCGGCAUGAUUGCCGGCGGCACCGGCCUCACGCCCUGCCUCCAGAUCAUCACGGCCAUCUGCAAGAACCCGGCCGACAAGACCCAGGUCGACUUUAUCUACGCCAACGUCAAGGAGGACGACAUCCUGCUCAAGGAGGACCUCGACCGCCUCGCCCGCGAGCACAAGGACCAGUUCCGCAUCCACUACUUCCUCAACGAGGCGCCCCCCAACUGGACCGGCGGCACCGGCUUCGUCUCCAAGGAGGCCAUCGAGCAGAACCUCCCCAAGCCCGCCGACGACAUCAAGAUCCUCAUGUGCGGCCCGCCGCCGAUGAUCAACGCCAUGAAGAAGCACCUCUCGGAGCUCAACUACCAGGCUCCCCGCACCGUCAGCAAGAUGGAGGACCAAGUCUUCUGCUUCUGA